UUCCUUCCUUUUUCAUGUCAACUUUUGAUGUUCCAACGUCCUGCGCGUGCGUCGAAGCGGAAAACAUGCAUAGAGCGCAUGCACGCCCUUCCUGGCACAGCUUGUCCCCAUCGACGUCGACGUCGCCCCAUUCCUCUGCCCUUCCAGACCGACUGUCAUGCCUAUAAACCUCCGCACACUUCCUGUGUACCUCUUACCGAUGUUCUAUUCGAAGCGCUCAUCAACUGUGGGCAAAUGGCCCGCAGACCGUGACCGUCCUUCUGCGCCUAGAGGCGAUAAUCCAUUAGAUCAAGGGGAGUUUGCCGCACGCUUCACGCCUUCCGAGGCCAACAUGUCGCGCCCUAAGGAUACUCGUCGACCAACCUUUGGAGAUCGCGUGAGGUCAAACACAAAGCAGGAAGAUGACGAUUACUGGCAAAUCGAAAGCGACGAGUUUGACAAUAAACCUCCUGGUGAUGCUGAUGCCUGGGAGAAAUGCGAAUCCAUCGUUGCAAAGCACGAUAUAACCUGGUCCCGCACCAAUGGCGAGGGUAUAGACAGCCUUCUUGUCUUUGCCGGACUCUUCUCUGCUGUCCUGACAUCUUUCGUCGCCGAAUCAUACAAGUGGUUGCCCGAGGAGCCCGAAGACGUGUCGACAGAGUAUCUUCGCCGGAUUCUCGCUACUCUGAUGAAAGUCGAACUAUCGGAAGUCCCUACGUCUACGGGACGCCCUGCACUCCCGGACAAGGUCGCCAUUGUUAUCAAUGCCCUUUGGUUCGGCAGCCUCACCCUCAGCCUUGCGUCUGCCCUCGUCGGCAUUGUCUCCAAACAAUGGCUGAGGGAGUACCUCAUAGAGACCGGGCAUGGUCACAGGACCAAUCUCGCUGUUCGGCAAGUCAAGUUCGAAGGACUUGAGAGAUGGUAUGUUAGCACCAUCAUUUCUUCCAUACCCUUGCUCCUGCAGACGGCGCUUUUCAUGUUCCUUGCCGGAGUUGUCGACCUGCUCUGGCACAUCCAGCCGGCCGUCGCAGCUCUGAUCACCGCGCUCGUUUCGGCGCUUGGCGUCUUCUUCGUGGUGACGACGGUCCUGCCGGGGAUACAAUAUGUUGUGUAUCACCGCAGGCGCCGACUCCACGCAGUCAACCAGUUCCCUUUCAAGUCACCUCAAUCCUGGUUUUUCUUGAAAGCCCUCGUGAGGACACUCAACUUCUUCGCUCGCAUCUUUGCCUCUGCGAUCUCCUUAACCAGGAGACGUAUGGAUUGCGACGAACGUGUGGCGCCGUACCGCAUCUAUCCUUCUUGGACGCAGUUAGAUCUUGACUGGACGAGCCGACGAGACGCCGCCGCGACUUGGUACAACGAGCCUUCCUCUAUAGCACGGUGCUUUGGCUUCAUGGAAGUCAACUUCGAGCACGCGCACUUGCGCGACUGGAUCUGGAAUUGUCUGUGGCACAUGCGUGACAACGCAAGGGAUGCGAUUUACGUUCUCCAGUGCUUCCGGCGGGGUCCAAAGUCCCACUUGGACCUGACCUCCCCUGAGGACGGCCUGAUGCACAGCAUCGCAAGAGCGUUGGACUCCCCUCGCGUUGCUUCGCAAACCAUGGCCGAACUCGCUAUGCACAUCCUUCUGGUGACGGGCCAUGGAUCUCCUCGAGCUGCGACCCGCCUCGAACAUACGAUUCGUAUGUUCAACACCCUUCGUCGGUGUGGUCGGCGCGAGACUCGCAUCACACCCAUGAUCUUCACUUUCAUGAACAAUGCGCUCAGUGACCUGUCUAAGACUCCCUUAAGCACAGAGCUGCGCUCGCAGCUGUUUUUCGUCGCUCGGGAUAUCUUGCGAAGUAGCCAUGACGAGCAGACUGACAAUGCCCCUUUUCCCUUGGUGCAUGCCAUCGUUGCGCACCUCUGUCGCGGCGGAACCGAUACUCUAGGCGACCGCGCCGUGCGAGACACUAUGUGUUUGGACCUCAGCAACGAAGUCCGAGAGUGGCUGGGCAGGUACCCGCGGCCCAUGCGCGACCAUGAGUGGAGCGAAUACAAAUCGCGUAUUAUCUGGUCGGCACAGAUUGCGGUCGAGCUGGCAGCACAUUUGUGGCGGUCCGAUCCUUCAGGCUCAAGACUUGUCGAGCACCCUCAUUUCACGCCUGUUUACGACCUAUUCCUUCUGAUUCACGCGCGAGUUCUCGAGAUCCCGCAGGUCGUACCACCGACCUGGGAGCCAGAGAACUUCGACAUGGACGAGUUUCUCGAGGUCAAGGUCACCCUCGAAGGCUUGCUCAAUUCUACGGAAGAGCGUCAAGAGGGCCAUGAGAUGGAAGCAAGGCGAGAGACGCAGACAACUUCAGACUCGGACCGAACUGCUACGGACAAUUUACAGCCUCACCCAAUCGAGAACAUUACUGGCUCUACUUUCUCAGAAGAGCCAGCGAAUCAACAAAACACAGGCUUCGAGACCGAGAUCGACUGUGAUUCGGUGCAAAACAUUCGGGCGACCGGCAAGCGCGCCAUCGACAUUCCCAAAGAACAAUCUGUUCCCAUUGCGAGACGCGCUGGCGAGGUAGCAGAAGCGGCUCCAUCUUUCGUUGAGGACCCAUGGUACAUGGAACAGGCCGUAUAAGCGAUGAUGCCGCCAUUGAAUUGUGAGAUGUGGUGGGAGAGCAUAUUGAGAGGCGUCUUGUGAGUCGAACUAUGUGGCUAUGAGGAAAGCCAGCUGCCGGGUACCCACUUAAGUAUGUAAUUAUUUUCCUCCAUACACUCCCCAAUGUACUGUUCAGACAGAAUCGCAAGCUGCUGGCGAAGUAUUGAAUAGAAAUCAGAUUCAGAG
Molecule: messenger RNA, 2803 nt
Organism: Schizophyllum commune H4-8
Lineage: Eukaryota; Fungi; Basidiomycota; Agaricomycetes; Agaricales; Schizophyllaceae
Exons: 9
Coding region: 158-2596 (812 amino acids)
Source: RefSeq, a predicted model, not a curated record